AAAUCUCGACCUGGGUUGAGUCUGUUCAGAAGAAGCCGCCAUUUCAAAACGCGAAGAAGCCAAACAAGCUUGCAGGAAAUUUUGUACAUUUUUAUUUUUUUAAAACAUAUUUUUAUUUUCUUAGCAAACAGGACACCUGUGAAUCUACCUCGCGUGCAUCACCAGCUGCAAUGGAUGCAGACACAGAAGAAAAGAUGACAGAAACUUCAAAAACUUCCAAGGAGGAACCUGAGAAACCAGUCAUGGACAACAAAGCUAGGGGUCGUGGGUUUAGAGGCCGCGGUCGAGGGGGUCGGAUGAUUCGAGGAAGUAUGCGUGGAGGGCGUGGGAUGAUGAAAGGGUUCGGUCCACCUGGGCAUGAGAGGGGUCGUUUCAAACAGGGACCAAUGAAUGGAUUUGCACCCAUGAGAGGAAUGAGGAGGAUGCGACCUUACCCAGACAUGAGAGGUCAUAGAGGCAGGGGCAGACCAAUGGGCAUGGGCCCUCCUCCUCCCCCUCCACCCCACCUACCCCCCAUGCACAUGAGAAGCCCCUUCCCACCCAUGCCAAGGCACAGACUCCCUCCACCCCCUCCUCGAGGUCAUCCUGGGUUCAGAGGGCGUCCACAGCACCCUCGAGGCCGUGGCAUGCCACCCCCACAUGGACCCCCACACCACUUCCAGCCGCCAGGGCCGAGAGGCUACCACAAUGGACCCUUCUCUCAUCCGCCUCACCCCCCACCUGGCAGAGGCCAGAGGUGGCCAGGGCCCCCUGGUGGCCGACGCUUUUAACACAGCCUGCCCUAAAAACCAAUUAACAAAGCCCUUGUUAAUGUAGAAGGGGCUUAAAACUGGUGCAGUGAAAGGAAUGCCCCUCAAUUAUGUGUUACUCUAAGUCUCUGAGUACCCUCAUGACAUGCUCUGUGGCCAAAUGUCUGCUUAUUGAUACUGUCUACUGGCUAAGAAACAAUGUGAAACAGAGGAAACAGCUGAUAACAUUGUAAAAGGCAUCCUCACACUCUGUUACAGAUGUUAAAACAUACUGUUGGUACUGUAGGAACUAUUUGACAUGGGGGUUAAUAUUUGUCAAAGUUCAUGACGUGUUCUGUGGUUCUUGUUAAUGUCACCCUGUGAGCCUUAAAGCUGAUCCUGAUUCUUCUUAAUAACAGUAAAAGUGGGUGACAGUUUGGAGGUGGGGGAAAGUUAAAGAAAGAGUGCAGCCCUCAAGCACUACUGUUAUCGUUUAGUUCACCUUGGACCUCCCUAAUCUUUCCUUUUGUUACUUUGAAAUACAUAUGUAUUAUAACCUCACCGAGCAGUGCAGCAAACCCUGUUUGACACAUUUUACAAGAGAACAAUAUUCCACUUGUCAAGUAUUCAUGAAUAUUUAAUUUUAUAUUAUAUAUAUCGUUAAUGUGCAGCUAAUUUAAGUUACGAGUACUGCUGUUUGGAACAUUCAUGUUUGUCUACAGCAAUCUUUGUGUAAUGACAUAAAGGCGAAGGCAUUAUUAAUGAAUAGUGUACUGAGAUAUAUCUAGUAGCUUUUAUAAAAGAAAGCACAUUUCAGUAGUAUUUGCUUCAGUUAAGGAUAAGACACUACUCUUUACUGUGUUACAUUUGUUUGAAGUGUUAUAAAAGCUUAAUUCACUGUAAUUAACAUAACUUUUGUGAACCUGUGAAUGUGUUAUGAAAACCGUCGAGACAUGACGUAGCCGUGGAGAACGAAAAAUAAAACAAACAAAGAAAAACUCAA
Messenger RNA from Notolabrus celidotus (New Zealand spotty), 1731 nucleotides. RefSeq lists its product as uncharacterized. The coding region runs from base 171 to 770 and encodes 199 amino acids. The transcript is spliced from 6 exons. The record is from RefSeq and is a predicted model, not a curated record. Lineage: Eukaryota; Metazoa; Chordata; Actinopteri; Labriformes; Labridae.